This is a messenger RNA of Terrapene triunguis (Three-toed box turtle), 1276 nucleotides long. RefSeq names its product RNA-binding protein 44-like. Lineage: Eukaryota; Metazoa; Chordata; Testudines; Emydidae. The record is from RefSeq and is a predicted model, not a curated record. Gene Ontology annotation, molecular function: RNA binding. The annotation marks the transcript as partial. The transcript has 7 exons.
ACUGCAGAAAAAAUCAGGAAAUAAAUGAAGACUGGUUUGAUGCUAAAGAGAACUUUACAGUGACUGAUUUUUCAGUAACACUUCUAGGGAAUGAAAAAGAACAAGAAAAGCUAGAGAAGGUCAUUAGUACAACAGAAAUAAAGAUGGUGAAGAAUACAAAAAGUGAGCCAAAUAAGCAUUAUUUUAUUCAUGUUGGUGGCUUAAGUCCUUCAGUAUCAGAGGUUGAUCUAAGGUCUCAUUUCCAGAAGUAUCAGGUUUUGGAGGUUUCAAUAUGUGAGUUUUCUAGUAACUACAGGUAUGCAUCUCUGAGUUUUAAAAAAGCUAGUAAAGCAAAAUUGGCUGUGGACGAAAUGAAUGGGAAAGAAAUAAAAGGAAAAGCAGUAAAUGUUCGUCUUGUAAAAACUGCAGGAGAAAAUAUACUUCCAGCUUUUCAAAAAGUUUCCAGACCACUUCACUAUGAAAACCAAGCCACUGAUAAUUUGGAAGAAAAUAUUCAAGUCAGAACUACCUGCUCUGUCCCGGACUCUUUGAAAGUGCCUUCCACCACCUCAACCUCUUUGAAAGUGCUUUCCCCUCCCUCAGUUUCUUCAGCAAUGCCUGCCCCUACCCUGGCCUUUUCAAAAGUGCUCAGCUCUGAUUUAAAACCACUUAGACAUGAAUCAGGACACCUUUUAUUCUCAGUUGAUCAACAGAGUACAAGAGAGAAUCCUCUGCAAAUAAAACCUGUUCAGUUCUCUCCUAAUCCAUCUGCUACCUUUAUACCUCCUAACACAUUGAACUUGAGCAGCUUUACCAAAUUGAUGAAGAAAUUAGAAGAACUGCAUCCCAAGGCUAGUAGAGAUAAUAUUGUGGAUGCUUUGCUGGAGGUCAGAACAAAUAAUAAAGGUUUCCUAAGUGGCUUGUCUAUUAAUGUUAUUGUGGAAAUGGCUUCCUCUGUUCUGAAGAAAUCUGCAUCCAAAUGUGAGGAAAAAGUAGCAUAAACAGCGUUGCUAGCAUGGAUGCAGAAAAGACCAAGAGAACCAGUGUGGAAAAGUGCUUGUUUUUUUUAAUAAUUUUUAGUUUUAUUUACAAAACAUUUGUAAUACUUGAAAGCCCUGAAAUGUGUUGUGUUCAAGCAGAUGAGCAUUCUCAAAAUACUAUUUUAUAAACUUUCCUUUGUAAUUUUUUGGUCCACUCGUGAAAAGGUAGUCACAACAAUCUGUAGCGAGAUUUUGACUUUCAUUGUGAGGGAGCUGGAUAAAAUGAAAGCAGCCUUCUGCCACUGAGGCUCUGAAGC